Contarinia nasturtii (swede midge) is the source of this 623-nucleotide messenger RNA. RefSeq lists its product as uncharacterized. The coding region runs from base 1 to 579 and encodes 192 amino acids. The transcript has 3 exons. The record is from RefSeq and is a predicted model, not a curated record. NCBI's taxonomy places the organism in Eukaryota, Metazoa, Arthropoda, Insecta, Diptera, Cecidomyiidae.
AUGAUGAUAACAGGGAACGGGAGCGAAGCAAUACAAUACAUAUCUUGGCGUACAGUAAUCAUUCGAAUUUCCUAUAGUGCGGAUAGCAUUUUUGUUUCACUGUUUAGUUUGAAAGUUUUAAAUGUGAUUUCAAGUUUAAAACUUCGAAAUAUUGAAAUAAGAUCACUGUUGAUCUAUUGCAGCAUAUUCAUAAUUUGUACGGGCUUAGUGGAAAGUUCACGACGGAAAUUUCGAACGUCGGACAAUUUAGAAGGCAAUUGUUUUUUGCUGCAAGACUGUGAGCCAUUGUAUAAUUUACUUCGACAAAAGUUAGCGUCAAAAUCAUGUACCAAAAAGGACUUUACAUAUUACAAGCAAUACUUAUGCGGACCACUUCGUAAUCGAAAUCCACCUGUAUGUUGUCCACCGGUUCUUGAAAAGCCUGACUAUACAGAGGAAGAGAAUCAAAUUGUAACAGUGAUUGAAAACAAAAUGGUGCACAUCUCUCAAUCAAGUGGUGAUCGAACUGGUGCGAAUACUACAAGAACACCAACAAGAACAGUUAUUGUAGGUGGUCCAGCCUGCCUCACUGGCAUGUAAAUCAAACGGCACAUUGCUGAUGACGUCAUUGGCACAUAUCCAUG